AACAAAAUUAGAUUCAUUCACCUCUUAACAACAUAUUUCUCUCUAAGCAAAAAAUGGGAAAAGUUCCAUGUCGUUUGCCAACAGAUUUUGAUCAAUCUGAUCCAAUACAUGUUCACUCAUCUUCGUCAUCGUUAUCGAAAUCCUCUUCCCUUUACUCACAACCAAGUUUACCAUCAGUUCCUUCUUUAACUCCUGCUUCAACUCACACACAAAUUUUAUCCAACGCCUUCUGUGCAUCCACUUUUACCAACCUGUCAUCCUCCGUUUUCUGCUUAGCACUUUUUGGAAAACACAUCUACUCUGGAACUUCCAACGGAGAAAUUCUCCGAUGGAAUAGAGAAAAUCAUUAUUCAAAGGUAGUUGCACAGAUACACAAUAACAGCUCUAUCAAAUCAAUAGUUAUUAUCGGGGACAAACUGUUUAGUGCACACCAAGAUCACAAAAUUCGCGUAUGGAAAAUUGAGAACAAUGACAACGAAAAUUAUUAUAAGUGCAUUGCCACGUUACCAACGUUCAAUGAUCGGUGUAUGAGAUUAUUCAGUGCGAAAAACUAUGUUGAAAUUCGUAGACACAAGAAGUGUACAUGGGUUCAUCAUGUUGAUACAGUUUCAGCUUUAGCUUUAUCACCAGAUAGUUCGUUGCUUUACUCUGCUUCAUGGGAUAGAACUUUCAAAGUAUGGAGAACAUCAGAUUUCAAAUGUCUUGAGUCAGUCUGGAAUGCUCAUGACGAUGCCAUUAACGCGAUAGCUUUAUCGAAAAAUGGGUAUGUUUACACAGGUUCAGCAGACAUGAAGAUAAAGAUAUGGGAGCGAUCAGAACAAGGGGAAAAGAACUUACACACCCUAGUGGCAACUCUACAGAAGCACAAAUCAGCGGUAAAUGCUUUAGCACUUCGCACAGAUGGAUCAAUUUUAUAUUCUGGUGCUUGUGAUAGAUCCAUAAUUGUAUGGGAAAAAGAUAGUGGUGGUACUGAAAAUGGAAAAAUGAUAGUGAGUGGAGCUUUAAGAGGGCAUACCCAGGCCAUUUUGUGUUUGGCUGUGGUGGCAGAUUUGGUGUGCAGUGGAUCAGCUGACAAAACGGUGAGAAUUUGGAAGAAAGGAAUUGGAAAAAGUUAUUCAUGUUUGGCAGUUUUGGAAGGGCAUAAUGGUCCAGUUAAAUGUUUGACUGCUAUUUUGGAUAAUAAUAAUAGUUGUAGUAGUAAGAGUGGUAAUGAUGAUUUUGGUUGUGGAGAUUCUUAUGUGGUGUAUAGUGGUAGCUUGGAUUGUGAUAUUAAGGUUUGGAAAAUUUGGGUCCCAUGCCUAUAGAGUUUGAUAUCUUUCCCAUAGAAACUCUUACAGUCUUAGUAGGAAACUUUUUAUGGUAUAUAGAAAUGAGAAAUCUUUUUUUUUUUUUUGAUUGCUUUGGAGAGUGUAUUGAGACAGCCUCUCUGAAAUUCUACCUUAGAGCUAGAGAUAAGGUUUGCGUAUACUUAAUCCCUUUCAGACCUUAUUUAUGAGAUUAUAUCGAAUAUGUUGUUGUACGUGUAGAAUUAAAAAUGAGAAAUCUUUCAUUUUUA
Capsicum annuum is the source of this 1555-nucleotide messenger RNA. Its product is annotated as protein JINGUBANG. Bases 54 to 1304 code for a protein of 416 amino acids. The transcript is spliced from 2 exons. Lineage: Eukaryota; Viridiplantae; Streptophyta; Magnoliopsida; Solanales; Solanaceae. Gene Ontology annotation, molecular function: protein binding. The record is from RefSeq and is a predicted model, not a curated record.